Messenger RNA from Staurois parvus, 339 nucleotides. NCBI's taxonomy places the organism in Eukaryota, Metazoa, Chordata, Amphibia, Anura, Ranidae. The record is from the annotation of a GenBank genome assembly.
AAUCAGGGGCGGACUGACCGUCUGGAAACUCGGGAACUGCCCGAGGGCCCGGGGUCAGUAGGGGGCCGCAUGAGAUGCCCCUGGUACCUUUUUCAUAGGCUUUGUUAAGUUUGGGCAAGGACACAGGGGCCCCAUGAUCCCCUAUUGCCCGGGGGCCCCAUGAGUUGUCAGUCCGCCCCUGACAGAGGGUGGGGGGAAGUCCAAAGUUUGACCGUUGUCACCAGAACAGGAACAGGUCCAAUGGGGACUCUUGUUCAGGAAACAACUGUCAGCGGAUUUUUUUUCCUCGCUUUUGAGAGAUUUCCUCUCACUUCCUGUCUCUGGGACAAGAAAUUACAG